CAGAGGAGCCUGGUAGACUACAGUCCAUGGGGUCGCAAAGAGUCAGACACGACAGCGACUUCACUCACUCAUCUUCCAGCCUUUGUUGAGGGUUUUGUCCAGUUCUGGGCAUAGGAAUCCAUAGCUUAAAUAAGGCUUGAUCCUUGCCCUUGAAAGAAGUCUCGGUGGGAGAGAGAGAUAAAAAAGUGAAAAAUGUAUUACAUAAUGUGAUUACUUUCUUUGAAGACAAAAACUUUCAAGGCCGCCACUAUGACAGUGACUGCGACUGUGCGGAUUUCCACAUGUACCUGAGCCGCUGCAACUCCAUCAGAGUGGAAGGAGGCACCUGGGCUGUGUAUGAAAGGCCCAAUUUUGCUGGGUACAUGUACAUCCUACCCCGGGGCGAGUAUCCUGAGUACCAGCACUGGAUGGGCCUCAACGACCGCCUCAGCUCCUGCAGGGCUGUUCACUUGUCUAGUGGAGGCCAGUAUAAGAUUCAGAUCUUUGAGAAAGGGGAUUUUAAUGGUCAGAUGUAUGAGGCCACGGAAGACUGUCCUUCCAUCAUGGAGCAGUUCCACAUGCGGGAGGUCCACUCCUGCAAGGUGCUGGAGGGCGCCUGGAUCUUCUAUGAGCUGCCCAACUACCGCGGCAGGCAGUACCUGCUGGACAAGAAGGAGUACCGGAAGCCCGUCGACUGGGGUGCAGCUUCCCCAGCUGUCCAGUCUUUCCGCCGCAUUGUGGAGUGAUGAUACAGAUGCACACAAACACUGGCUGGCCUUGUCAUCCAAAUAAGCCUUAUAAAUAAAACAAUUGGCAUGCA
This is a messenger RNA of Capra hircus (goat), 799 nucleotides long. RefSeq names its product crystallin gamma S (gene CRYGS). The record is from RefSeq and is a predicted model, not a curated record. Gene Ontology annotation, molecular function: structural constituent of eye lens. The coding region runs from base 282 to 725 and encodes 147 amino acids. The transcript is spliced from 3 exons. Gene Ontology annotation, biological process: visual perception; lens development in camera-type eye. Lineage: Eukaryota; Metazoa; Chordata; Mammalia; Artiodactyla; Bovidae.